Molecule: messenger RNA, 453 nt
Organism: Acanthosepion pharaonis
Lineage: Eukaryota; Metazoa; Mollusca; Cephalopoda; Sepiida; Sepiidae
Source: the annotation of a GenBank genome assembly
AUGACGAAAUGUCCUUGCCUCCGAGGAGAUCGCUACCAUGACAGCAAAUGCUUGAGCUUCUUCUUCCGCUUUCUCUUCUUUUUCUCUUCAUCUCCUUUCUCUUCUUCUCUUUUUCUCUUCUCCUUUUCUCUUCUUUUUUUCUCUUCUUCUUUCUCUUCUCUUCUUCUUUCUUCUUCUUCUUCUUUUUUUCUUUUUCUUUCUCCUGCUUUCUCCUUUUCUUCUUCUUCGUUUUCUCUUCUUCUUUCUCCUGUCUUCUUCUUCUUCUUCUUCUUCUUCUUCUUCUUCUUCUUUUCUCUUCUUCUUCUUUUCUUUUCUCCUGCUUUCUCCUUUUCUUCUUUCUUCUUUUCUUAUCUUUUUCUUUUUCUUCUUCUUCUUUUCUCUUCUUUCUUCCUUCUUCUUUUUCCCUUUUCUUCUUCCUUCUUCUUUAAAAAUAUUUCUCUUCUUCUUCUUUAA